AUGGAAGAUGGAAGAAGAGACAACUAUGAAGGUGUAAGUACUGCUUACCUUAAGCAAAAGUUAAGGGAUGAAAUUAAAAGGAAAGAUGCAGUACUACUCUCAAUAUAUGAGUUAAGACAGAAGAUCACGGAACUAGAAACUAAAAUCAAGAAUGGAAAAGAAGGCUGUGAGUGGAGAGUGCGUUAUGAGGCACAAUUGGAAAUGAAUUCUCACUUAGAGAAGCAAGUGCUUUACCUUAAAGAGAAAGUGGACAAAGUCCGUGGAAACUAUACAGAUAGACUAGCUUCUAUUCGUGUCUAUGAGCAAAUGCCAGUAGAAUCCUUAAUUGAAGUAUUAAGACACCUAAGUAAAGAAAAAAGGAUUCUUGAAAAUCAAGUAAAAGACUAUGCACUUAGACUGGAACAAGAAUCAAAGCUUAGCCGCAAGGCCCAUGAUGAAUGCUGUAAAUAUGCAGCUGAAUUACACUGGAUAUCGUCACAUCCAGCUUUCAGAAGACAGCAGGUAGAUUAUAUGAAGAGAAUGAAAGAUAAUCCAAUGAACGCAGACUGA
Molecule: messenger RNA, 549 nt
Organism: Sorex araneus (European shrew)
Lineage: Eukaryota; Metazoa; Chordata; Mammalia; Eulipotyphla; Soricidae
Gene: CCDC169
Product: coiled-coil domain containing 169
Exons: 2
Coding region: 1-549 (182 amino acids)
Source: RefSeq, a predicted model, not a curated record